GCUGGACACCGCCCUUUCUGUCGCAUUGCCACAACUACAUCUUGCAACAUGCGCUGAACCCAAGCGAUUCCCGAGCACUAUACUUGUUUGAACCCUUAAUCGCCUGUUUUUCGUCUAUGUUUCAUCGAGGUCUACCGCAGUCAAUUCAGAAUGCCGUCGGCCGAGCGCUCUUACAGGCGCCCGCUGGACCUAGAGGAACUGGAGUCUGACACAGCACCGCUUUUCGUCAUUAGAGCGGAUGAGAUAGCCUUGGGGUUCGACCUUGUCUUCUGCAAUGAGGCCUUUCGCAAACUCGAUCUCCGCAGUUCCGUUUUAGCCGAGGAGCGAGGAUCACUCCUCUUCCGGUCUUGGGCGCAAGCUCUGGGUGAAUACAAGCCAACAUAUGAGUUUGGCGGCCGAUGUUGGACUGCGGGAUUGGCGGGUCGGAAUGGCGGCUGGAAGGUCGUGAGAGCGUCGGAAUCCAACAUACAGCAGCAAGAUCCACCUGCAUCGGAGGAGGGGGCAGACGACGAUGAUUACAUUAGUAUUGGUCGAACGCCGGUCUUCACACGAUCAAAGGCGCAGUUGAUCAGUGAGCUCAAGCGUGAUAGAACCGUGUCGCUUCGGAAUAUUCCAUUUACAAACCUCCAUGCCAGAUGGGAAAGUAUCCAGACGAUGAUGGAGAUGAGCGACGUUGGGGUAUUUGAGUACAACUCGGAGGGAAAGCUUCUACAUGCUAAUGAGGCGUGGUAUAAACUGAGUUCCCAACCCAGAGACGCUAAACCUGAUGAGUUCUCGUUCAUGGACCUUGUCUACCCAGACGACCAGACACUAGUAAUGUCUAUGUGGAACACUCUUGCCCUGGGAAAGUCUGUCACGUUUGAGAUGCGCUGGAAGGCACGCUCGGGAACGAAGGACGCAGCGCAAUGGGUACUCUCCGCUUGUGUUCCUGUAUUUGAUGAUGAUAAGAAGUUGAUUGGUAUUGCCGGCAACACUAUAGAUAUCAACGCACAAAAGAAAUCACAAGAAGCAGCGCAAGCACAGGUCGAAGCACUCGAACAAGCGCGGCUAGCCGAGAUGAAGUUCGCGCGGUUUGCUCAAGUCUCACCGACGGCGAUAUACAUAUAUAUCCCUGAGAGUGGGAUGAACUUCGUUAAUGAUCAGUUCUUCGAACUCACGGGUCACCCACACGCUCCAGUUAGCCAAUACGAGUGGUUUGACCUUAUCGCCAAGGAAGACGUCGAAAGAGUGAAGAAAGAUUGGGAACGCAUGCUCGAAAGUGGUAAAGCCAACGGUGUACAGUUUCGGCUCAAAAAGACCUGGAUGAAUCAAGAUGGUAUCCGCUCGAACAUAUGGGUGCAAAGUUCAAGUUGUCCAGAGCUAGAUGAGAAUGGGAAAGUGAUAAGCAUCAUGGGGACCCUUUUCGACAUAUCGCAAUUCAAAUGGGCUGAGAGCGUCCAGCGGCGCCGUAUAGAUGAAGCGCUUGAAGCCAAACGACAACAAGAAAACUUCAUUGAUAUGACAUCGCACGAACUCAGGAAUCCACUUUCAGCAGUCAUACAAUGCGCCGACUCCGUCAUUGCUUCGCUCCAACAACUAUACAGAAGCCGGGUCAUAGCAUCGAAAGAACUGUCCGACAUAUCCAAGGUAGAGGUGGAAGUUCAGAGCUGCAUUGAAUCGCUGAUGAUCAUCGUGUCAUGUUCGAUGCACCAGAAACGCGUUAUUGACGACGUACUCACCUUGUCGAAACUUGAUUCCAAUUUGAUCUUGAUUACGCCCAUGCGGGUACAGCCAGCGGUGGUCGUGUCGGACGCGGUGCGCAUGUUCGAAGUCGAAUGCAAUCAGGGUGGUAUCAAGCUCGCCUUCCUCGUCGACGAAACCUUCAACGGCAUGGAUUGGACGAUGUUGGAUCCCUCGCGCUUACUGCAAGUACUCAUCAACCUACUCACCAACGCCAUCAAAUUCACCAAAGACCGCCCUCAGAAAGCCAUCACCGUCACCAUCGGUGGCUCCUGGACCCGUCCACCAAAAUGUUGGAACGAAAUAACCUUCACUGACGACGAAAAGCCCAAGACAGACAUCACCGACAAAGCUGAAUGGGGCGAAGGCCGCAUCGCCUUCCUCUGGCUCAAAGUUAAAGACACUGGCUGCGGCAUGACCACAGACGAGCAAAAGAAACUCUUCUCCCGCUUCUCGCAAGCCACGCCCCGCACGCACGUUAAAUACGGCGGCUCAGGCCUCGGGCUCUUCAUCUCCAAGUCUCUUACCAAGUUACAAGGAGGAGCCAUCGGCGUCCACUCCGAGAAAGGCGAAGGCUCAACAUUCGCCUUCUUCAUAAGCACGCGUCUCGCGCAUCCACCUGCCGAUCAAGUCUCUGCUCGCGCAGUCCCAGCUCGCCCCGUUCCCCGUCGUACCAUGACAGGAGAAGAAGCCAUGCAAUCGAUCAGACUCAACGUGCUCAUUGUAGAAGACAAUCUCGUCAACCAAAAAGUGCUCAGGAAGCAAUUGGAAAAGUUCGGUUGGAACAUAAGCGUAGCAGGUAACGGGCAAGAAGCGUUGGAAUGGCUCAAAGACAGCGUAUACUGGCGCAACGAAAACGAACAAUCUGCCACAGAAAAGAAGCACGACAUCGACAUCAUCCUUAUGGACAUAGAAAUGCCCAUCAUGGACGGCCUCACCUGCGCCCGCCUGAUUCGCGACUACGAACACCAGGGUUUACUCGCAACUCCACCAACGCCGGGGUCCGCAUUGACAAGUCGAAGUUGUCAUAAAAAGACGUCGUCCGUUUCGUCUACGUCUUCGGCGUCGCAUGAACGGCCGGAUAAGCAAUCGCUUCGUUUGCCUAUCCUGGCUGUGAGCGCGAAUGCGCGUAUGGAGCAGAUUGAACAGUCGCUGGCGUCGGGGAUGGACGAUGCGAUUUCAAAACCUUUUCGUAUUCCGGAGCUUUGGCCGAAGAUUAGGGGGUUGGUGAGGAGGGUUGCGGAUGCGGAUACGAAGGUUAGGUCGUGAUUGUGGUUGUGCAUUGGUUUGUAUCGGUAGCAAGUGAACUCUUGGAUAUGGCGUUGGGUAGAUGCAUAAGCAUGGAUUCGGCGUUUGGCAGGCAUAGUAAUACAGUAGUUUUGUCGGCUUUAAUGAAUGGUUUGUAAGACAGUGGAACGCGAC
Molecule: messenger RNA, 3141 nt
Organism: Alternaria rosae
Lineage: Eukaryota; Fungi; Ascomycota; Dothideomycetes; Pleosporales; Pleosporaceae
Exons: 8
Coding region: 151-2988 (945 amino acids)
Biological process (GO): phosphorelay signal transduction system; phosphorylation
Molecular function (GO): phosphorelay sensor kinase activity; protein binding
Source: RefSeq, a predicted model, not a curated record